This is a messenger RNA of Motacilla alba alba, 8005 nucleotides long. RefSeq names its product polycystin 1 like 2 (gene PKD1L2). Gene Ontology annotation, molecular function: calcium ion binding; calcium channel activity; protein binding. Gene Ontology annotation, cellular component: membrane. Bases 1 to 7431 code for a protein of 2476 amino acids. The transcript is spliced from 43 exons. Gene Ontology annotation, biological process: detection of mechanical stimulus. Lineage: Eukaryota; Metazoa; Chordata; Aves; Passeriformes; Motacillidae. The record is from RefSeq and is a predicted model, not a curated record.
AUGUGGCUGGGGGUCACAGUUCUGGUUUCUCUUGCCGUGAGUUUGGCUGUGGAGGAAGCAACUGAUGAAGGAAUACCUUGUUCCAAGUACCAGCAAGCUUUCAACCAUUCAUGCUAUGAGUUUGUUAGACUCCAGCAAACCUUCGCAGGUGCCCAGAGCUGGUGUGAGAGAGGAGGAGGGCAUCUUGUCUUUAUUCAAAAUGAAGAAACUCAGGAGUUCUUGCAAAAACAUAUUGCUGAGGAUCAGGAAUGGUGGAUAGGACUGAUCUCAAACUCCUUGCUGAAUGAAACUGCUGAUGGGUCAAUAACUUGGCUGGACACUUCAAACAUAAUCUACAGUAACUGGUACAAGGAUCAGCCAUCUCCCUUCUCAUCCAUGUGUGGGUACAUCCUGAAGAAUGCCAAGUAUCAGUGGGGUGUGACUGAAAAUUGCAGUCAGGAAUUUGACUUCAUUUGUGAGUUUGAAUCUGGCCAGAGCAUCGCUUGUGAUAAUUACAAUGCCACUGUACAGUGUGGAUCAGGAGAAGUGAUUCAAAUUGAAGAGAGCUUCUAUGGGAGGAAGACCCCUCACUACUGUGUGUCAGAGACUCCUCUGCAGCUUGGCAGAGGUGAAGGCUGCAGCUGGCUCAGCAUCAAGGAUGAAGUAGCAGGCCAGUGUCACGGGCUGCAGGCCUGCCAGGUGGCAGCAGAUGGCACUUUCUUUGGAGAUCCUUGUCCAGCUUUGGGAAGCUAUUUGUCUAUUCAAUACCACUGCAAGGAAGGUCUGCAGCUGGUUAUGAAAGACACAUGUUUUGUCUUUGAAAAUAUCACAGUCACUUUGAUCUGGCUGCUCUCACCGUACUCUGGGAACCUUUCCUGUACCAUUAGCACUGGAGAUGGUCACACCAUUGAUCCUUACUACCCUCUAACACUGGUCAGCAACCUCACAUACAGGUACUCUUCUCCUGGGGAGUUUACUGUUUUUGUGGAGUGCACCACCAGUGAGUGGCACGUGAUGGCACAGAGGCAGGUGACAGUUCAAGACCAGGAGGAUCAGCUCAGCAUUACCGGGUGCUACAGCCAGUUUGAAGCAGGGAACAGCUCCUGCUGCCGAACGCUGUAUGGGGAGGUGCUGUGGAUCCAAGUUCAGCUCAGUGGAGGCAAUGGAGUAACCUACAGUGUGUUAGCAGAUAACAUGACACUGAGUGAAUCCAGUGCAAAGGAAGGUCUUGUCCCCCACAACCUGACACUCAGCGGGGCCUCUCAAGAGUUGAUAGGCCCAGGGAUGCAUCAGCUGGAAAUCCGAGCAUCCAGGAGCACGAUGGCAUCGGAGAUCUCUGGGACUAUUGCUGUUCAUUUAAUUGAGCCAGUAUCAGGAAUUCAGGCUGCAGUAGCUUCCCACACUCUGCAGCUGGGGGAGGAUUUGGAGGUGAAUGUCUCUGUGUCCCACGGUGCCCCAGAGAAGCUGAUGUUUGAGCUGAUUGGAUCCAACCAAACGCAGUGCCACGAAGCAGAGGGCCCUCGUGGGGAGCUGCGGGCAUACGGUGUUCCCGUGCCCUGGGAAGGUACUUUUGUAGUGAAAGUGGUGGCCAUGAAUGCCUUCUCGAACAUGAGUCUGGAUCUUGGAUCCAUCACUGUGUUGGCAAACAGCUCCCAUAAAAAAGAUUCUGAUAAGGAAGAAGGCAGCUACAAAACAAAUACCCCAAAGAAAAAUGAUCACAAAAUAUAUAUUAAACCGAGUCGCCAUGUGGAUCCUUUCACAACUGUUACACUUGGCUGGCCAGACAACAACAAUAAUUCCAGUUUUCUCUGGACCUGCGGAGCUUGCUGGCCUGCCUGGAAUGAAUGUGUGAAGCAACAGAUAAUCCUAGUCAACAAAAGUGAGGUGCAAAUCCCACCUUCCUGCCUUCCUCCUCCAAAAUCUGCAGUGACUGUCAGGAUUACCAUCCAAAACCAUGGCAGUGAAGAGAGGCAGGAUGAGCAAUGUCUCUAUGUGACUGCAAAACAAGAGCUGCAACUGGAAAUCAGGUGUGAGGCAAACUGCAAGCCAGUGAAUGUUAGUGAUGAAGUUGUUUUGAGUGUCUCUGGACAGGAGGACUCCCAGGCCAUAUAUUAUAACUGGUAUUUAGAUAACACAUUCCAAAACAAGUCUACAACCCUCCCUCUAGCCUGUGGCCUGAGCGGUUUCCAGCAAAACUCUUUGAAUUUGCUUCAAAGCAACUCAUCCAUGUUGAGAAUGACCAGCUCCUUCUUGCAGACACAGGGAGAAGCUUUUCAGAUUAAAGUAACAGGCACGACUCAGCGAGGCUACGGGGAGCGAUGGCUCCUGCUGAGCACCGUGCCCCCGCCCGCAGCCCCCGGCUGUGCCCUGAGCCCCGGGCACGGCUCGGUGCUCACCGCCUUCAGAGUCUCCUGCAGCGCUCCCGGCUCGGGAGGGCCGGGCCGGGCCAGUCCUAGCAGGCAGCUCACCUAUUGCUUCUAUGUGACACCAGAUUCUCUCCUGGAUUGUAGCCCGGAUCCUGAACUCUUCCCAGUUUAUCUUCCACUUGGAGAAGAGGAAAAUAAUUUUAUUUUACAUGUGAAAAUUAUUGUUAGCAACAACUUUGGUGAUACAGUUCAAACAAAUGCUUCAGUGAAGGUUGGACCUGCAGAUAUGAUGGAUGGGAACCUAACCCUGCAGGCUGUGGUAUCUGAGAAGGCAAACACCAUCCUAAAAGAAGGGAACAGCAGCAUGAAUCUUUUCCAGCUGUACAAGUCAGUGACAUCUGUCCUUAAUCAGCCGAUCCAAGAGGAAAGGUUUAACAUGUCUUUACAGACAAACACACGAAAAGAGCUCCGAGGGCUGAUGCUGACAACUCUCUCUGUUGUUAACAUAACAUCAAUGCAGACUGCUCUGAAGAUGUCAGAGGUAUUGAAAGAAAUCACUUACAGGAGUGAAGAGCUGUCUGUCUCAGCACAGGUGGAAGCCAGCAACACUCUGAAACAUGUCAGUGCCUCCUUGCUAGCCAUAAACACAGAGCACAGCAGAGGGGGUCAGGAGUUAAAGGAAGCAGCCAACUAUCUGUUUAAUGCAGUGAGCAGUGUCCUUAAAGCUUCUGUAGAAAUCAGAGCUGGGAACACUUCAGUGCCAGAGGCAAAACAGAGUUCAGUGUCACACCAGCUCCUGAGUACAGUUGAAAAUCUCCAGAGUGCCCUUCUGUUUGGGAAGGCACCAGGUGAUGAGCCAACAGUCCUCACCUCUUCUUCUGCUACCAUGUAUAUGCACAGGUUACAAACAGAAAACAUGGAUAGCACAUCCAUUAACAUCUCCAAUUCCAGCUCUGCCAGCUUUACCCUCCCACCUGCUUCCUCUCUCAAUAUUUCAGGAGUCAAUGGUGAAACAGUGGAUAUAAGGAUGGUGAGCUUUGCCAUGAAUCCCUUUUUCUCCAGUGACAGCAGUUUUGACAUCAGUGGAACAGUGGGAGGUCUAAGUCUAACUGGUCUGGAUGGUUUGAUCAUACCAGUCAGCAACCUCAAAGAGAACAUUGAGAUCAUGUUGCCAAGGCUUUCAGCAACUCAGGAAGAUAAGAUUCUGUUGAAUCUGGGCAAUUAUAGCACUUUUCAAGUCAAUGUUACCUCAGAAAACACAUCUAUAGUGAUCCACCUGGAAUCUGAACACGACAUUCCACUAAUACUUUAUCUGGGGUAUGAUUAUCACCCAAAUGAAACUAACUAUGAUAUGAAAAAUCAUCUGUUCUAUAAGAAAACUUCUGGAGGUGAGACGAACAGCUGGGUUCUCAGCCCAGAAGAACUCAUUUUUGGAGGGGGAACCUACUAUUUCAUGGUUUCACAAGAUAUGGGAAUGGAUUCAACAGUCUACGAGGGGCUAACCAUAAAUGUCACUUGCUUUGCAUCCCGCUGUGUAUUUUGGGAUGAGCACCAGGGAGGCUGGAACAGCUAUGGAUGUCAUGUAGGACCAAAAACAAAUCCUAGCAGCACACAGUGCCUCUGCAACCAUCUGACCUUCUUUGGGAGCUCCUUCUUUGUCAUACCCAAUGCCAUAGAUGUCAGCAAAACAGCACAGCUGUUUGGUACAUUCGUGGACAAUCCUGUGGUGGUGACAACUGUAGGAUGCAUCUUUCUGAUAUAUGUGCUUGUAGUUAUUUGGGCUCGAAGGAAAGACAUCCAGGAUGAUGCCAAAGUGAAAAUCACAGUCCUGGAAGACAAUGACCCCUUUGCUCAGUAUCGUUACCUUGUGACAGUUUUCACAGGACACCGCCGCGGCGCAGCCACAACCUCCAAGGUGACUCUCACCCUCUAUGGACUGGAUGGAGAGAGUGAGCCCCACCAUCUAAAUGAUCCUGAUACACCAGUCUUUGAACGCGGAGGAGUGGAUGUUUUCCUCCUCUGUACCUUCUUUCCUCUUGGGGAACUGCAGAGUAUUAGAUUGUGGCAUGAUAAUUCAGGGGACAGUCCGUCCUGGUAUGUGAAUCGAGUAUUAGUCCAUGACCUGGCAUGGGAUCAGAAAUGGUACUUCCUGUGCAACUCUUGGCUAGCCAUUGAUAUUGGAGAAUGUGUCCUUGAUAAAGUGUUCCCAGUAGCAACAGAACAGGACAUGAAGCAGUUCAGCAAUCUGUUUUUCAUGAAGACCUCCAAGGGUUUCCAGGAUGGGCACAUCUGGUACUCAGUUUUCAGCCGCUCCCCUCGAAGCUCCUUCACGCGAGCCCAGCGUGUGUCCUGCUGCUUCUCACUGCUCCUCUGCACCAUGCUGACCAGCAUCAUGUUCUGGGGUGUGCCAAAGGAUCCUGCUGAGCAGAAAAUGGAUUUGGGUAAGAUCGAAUUCACGUGGCAGGAAGUGAUGAUUGGCUUUGAGAGCUCCCUCCUCAUGUUCCCCAUCAACCUGCUCAUUGUGCAGAUCUUCAGGAAUACACGACCCCGGCCAGCCCAGCAGGGCAGAGAGAAGAAGCCGGGAAAGAAUGGCCGAGUGUCCCCAAGCCUGCCUCCCACCCCAGGGGCCACCCAGGCUGCCUCUCUCACUCCGGAGGCUGUGACAAAGGAUAUAAGAAGAAUUGCCAACUCCCUCUUUAAAGCCCUGAAGACUCCAUCUCUCACCUCAACAUCAGACCUUGAAAAAUCAGCUAAUAUCAACACGCUCCUGUCAUUGAUUGAGGAUGUCAUCUGUCAGCAGAACAGAGCUGGGCAAGGGUUUCAUGAUGAGAGCAAGAAGGAUGGCCCUAUCAUUGUCACACUGGGUGCUGUGGAUAUCCAAGAAAAAACAAGAAGUCCAACUCCAGAGAAGAGAAUUUGUGACCAGCUGAAAUACAAUGAUUACCAUCGCUGCUUGUACAUGCAACUCCAGCAUGUAGAGAUGGAGCUGGAAUUACUGGGGCCCCAUAAAUUUCAGAGGCCUCAGAGUUACACACAAGCUGUUUGUCAGGUUCAGCAUAUGAAGAACCUCCUGGAGAACCAAAUCUUCUCAUCAGCAUCCAUCAGUGAGGGGUGGUCCCACACUCCAAACUUGUCCAGUGAUGACAAGAAAAGUUCUCCCAGAGGGCUGCCCUGGUGGUUUGUGUUCAUUGCUUGGUUCCUUGUGGCAGCCACCAGCAGUGUGUCCGGGUUCUUCACCAUGCUCUACGGACUCCAUUACGGCAAGGAGAACUCCAUCAAGUGGCUCAUCUCCAUGGUCAUCUCCUUCCUGGAAAGUCUUUUCAUCACACAGCCCUUAAAGGUGCUGGGAUUUGCUGCUUUUUUUGCUCUGGUUCUGAAGAAGGUGGAACAUGAGGAUGAAGAAAACACAGCUAUUGAUGGGCCUUUAUCUGCACCAGGUGAUUCACACUCUCUCUUCGGGGUCCGAAGGUACAGUAGAAGCAACAUUUACCGACCACCUCCUGCUGCUGAUGUGGAGAAAAUGAAAAUCAGCUACAUGAAGGAGCAGAAAGCAUUCGCCCUCAUCAGAGAAAUCCUGGCCUAUCUGGGGUUUUUAUGGAUGCUGUUACUGGUUGCCUAUGGGCAGAGAGAUCCCAAUUCCUACUAUUUGAACAAACACAUUGAGGACAGCUUUACAGAUGGAUUCCACGAUGUCUACAGUUACCAGGAUUUUUUCACGUGGGCGAACACUACUUUACUCAAAAAUCUUUAUGGAUCUUAUAAAGGAUUCAUUACAGAUGGCAAUUCCAAGCUGGUGGGUAGUGCUCGAAUUCGCCAAGUAAGAGUGAAAGGAGACACCUGCCCUAUCUCUCCCAGACUCCAGCACGUAGUUGAGGAAUGCCACGCUCCAUACUCCCUACAAACAGAAGAUACAUCAGUUUAUGGGGAGCACUGGAAUACCUCAGCCCUUGAUAACUCCUCUGCCUUGAGUUCAGCAUGGCAGUAUCAGAGUCAGUCCAAACUGAGAGGACACCCCAGCUGGGGUAAACUUGCCAUCUACAGCGGAGGAGGAUAUGUGAUUCACCUGGGAACUGACCCUAAAAAUGCCUCCAGAAUUCUCCAGUACCUUUUCAACAAUGUCUGGCUCGACACCUUCACAAGAGCAGUGUUUGUUGAAUUUACAGUCUACAAUGCCAACGUGAACCUGUUCUGCAUUAUAAGCCUGAUGUUUGAAAGCAAUGCUUUAGGGGCCUUCUUCACAAGUGCAGAGCUGCAAAGUGUCCGGCUGUACCCCUACACCGACAGCCUCCACAUCUUUGUGGUUGCAGCAGAAGUCAUUUAUUUCCUCUUCAUUGUGUACUACAUGAUAGUACAGGGAAAGCUGCUGAAGAGUCUGAGAUGGAGAUACUUCCAUAGCAAGUGGAAUCUCCUGGAGAUGGCCAUUAUAUUGAUUAGCUGGAGUGCUCUGUCAGUGUUUGUGAAACGGACGGUGCUUGGGACCAGGGACAUCAGCUACUACCAGGAACACAAGGAGGACUCCAUAAGCUUCAGUGAAACAGCAAGAGCUGAUGCAGUUCUUGGCUACCUGAUUGCAUUCCUGGUGCUUCUCUCCACAGUGAAACUGUGGCAUCUGCUGAGGCUCAAUCCUAAACUGAACAUGAUCACUUCAACACUAAGGAGGGCAUGGGGUGAUAUCUCUGGAUUCAUCACUGUUAUUGCAAUCAUGUUCCUUGCCUAUUCCAUUGCUGCAAACCUGAUAUUUGGCUGGAAGCUCUACUCUUACAAAACUCUCCUUGAUUCGGCAGAGACCAUGGUCAGUCUUCAGCUGGGAAUCUUCAACUACGAGGAGGUCUUGGACUACAAUCCAAUUUUAGGCUCCUUCUUAAUUGGAUCCUGCAUCAUUUUUAUGACAUUUGUGGUACUGAAUCUGUUCAUUUCGGUGAUUCUGGUUGCUUUUAGUGAGGAGCAGAAGCAUUACCAGGGUUCAGAAGAAGAGGAGAUUGUUGAUCUAAUGCUAAUGAAACUCUUCAAUUUCUUUGGGAUAAAAUGCAAGAAGGAAGAGAAGCCGGUCACUGGGGAACAACUGGAGCAACCUGUCAGCGAGUGAAGGAAGACCACCUUGAAAAGUCACUUUGCUUGUGGGCAAAUUAUUUACUUGUUUGGUGUCAGCUGCAGUGUUUAGAGUUAGGUUAGGCUAUAGGCUUAGGUUAUUACAACUUCUGAUUAAAAUGGGUUUACCCAAGGGAAUGGCUGGAGCUGUGUCAGGGGAGGUUUGUGCUGGAUGUUAGGAAAAGGUUCUUUCACCCAGAGGGUAUUCGGGCACUGAACAGGCUCCCCAGGGAAUGGGCACGGCCCCAAGCCUAAGAGAGCUCAAUGAAGCAUUAGGACAACGCUCUCAGGCCCACGCGGGAUUGUUGGGGUGUCUCUGCAGGGCCAGGAGUUGGACUUCGAUCCUUGUGGGUCCCUUCCAACUCAGCCUGUUCCGCGAUUCUGGGAAAACAACGCGGUGUUCACCCCUAAAGAGCUGCCGGCACUAUUCUGGAGUAAUAGCUAAGAAAUAGCGGUAACCCUAAGGCGAAACGUCCCACGUGCACUUGCUGUAGACUUGGCCCCUGUAUUUAUCUAAUAAACACCGAGCGGCUGUCGCACUGUGUGACCAACUCCUGUCUGCCUCCGCCGCG